Messenger RNA from Lactuca virosa, 1425 nucleotides. Lineage: Eukaryota; Viridiplantae; Streptophyta; Magnoliopsida; Asterales; Asteraceae. The record is from the annotation of a GenBank genome assembly.
AACGUAUGUAUAUCCCAAUUUCCUUUUUGAACUUGCUCCCCCCUUUCUAAAACCCUAACCCUCUUGGCGCUCAUCGCUUCCCGAAAUCUGCCAUACCUUAACCUUCAGAUCGACGACAAUGUCGAUGUCGAAGGGUUCGAAGAUGCUGCAAUUCAUAAAUUACCGUAUGCGGGUCACAAUCCAAGACGGCCGUCAGCUAGUUGGUAAGUUCAUGGCCUUCGACCGCCACAUGAAUCUCGUCAUCGGCGAUUGUGAGGAGUUCCGUAAGCUCCCCCCUGCAAAAGGUGCUAAAAAGAAUGAAGAACGCGAGGACAGGCGGACUCUUGGUCUCGUUCUUUUAAGGGGCGAAGAGGUGAUUUCCAUGACUGUUGAAGGCCCUCCGCCACCUGAUGAGAACCGUGCCAAGGCUGUUGGAGCGGCUGCGUUGGCCGGUCCCGGUCUUGGUCGUGCUGCUGGCCGUGGAAUCCCAACUGCGCCUUUGAUUCAAGCUCAACCGGGUUUAGCUGGACCGGUUAGGGGAAUUGGUGGACCGGCUCCAGGCAUGAUGCAGCCGCAGAUUUCUCGACCUCCUGUUCCGAAUAUGUCUGCUCCGCCGAUGAACUACCCGCAGGCUCCUGUGAUUCGACCUGGACAGAUGCCGUACCCCGGACAAGGUCCUCCGCCUCAGAUGCCACGCGGACCACCUCCACAGAUGCCGCCUCAGUUUGCUCAACGGCCUCCUGGUCAAUAUCAGGUGCCUCCCCCCGGGCAAUAUGGGCAGAGGCCUAUGGCUCCCCCUCCCCAGAUGAUGAGGGGUCCACCACCACCAGGGGGCGCUCCACGUCCCGGUAUGCCUGGUCCGCCUCCACCUGCUCGGCCUGGUAUGCCUCCUCCUGGUGGGCAGAUUCCUGUAUUUGGGCCUCCUCGUCCUGGUAUGCCUCCUCCGCCAAACUCUCAGCAGCAACAUCAGCAGCAAUGAGCAAAUCUGUGGAAGAUGUUUUUUACUGGGAAUUCAAUGCUUAUAAGCUGCAGAAAACAUGUUCAGCUUGAAUAUUUCCAAAUAGGAAGUGUGAGUUCAACUGGUGGCGUCAUUGUGUCUGUGUGAUCUUUAUGGCUGGCUAAUGGCUAUAUAUAUAAGUUCUCAUCAGAAUCAGAUGGCUUCCAAGUUCUAACUGACAUGGAUUCUACUUGUUUGGUAUUUCAUAUGUACAAGUCUUGACUACAUUUCCUCUAUGAUUUUUUUCAACAAUGUUUUUUGUCAUUAAUCCUGGAAUUUAGUUUUGUGUGCUAUUUGGGACCAUGUCUUUUUUGUUUUGUACCUUGUAUUAGUACUAGAUUAUAACUCGCGUUAAACGCGGGGGAACGCAUAAAAAAAGUACAAAUCGUCGAAGGACAUAUUUGUAGACAACUUUUUAUGUUAAAAAGAAUUGGAUGCAUUAAUGGGUU